AUGCCCAAGGUGAGAUCGGUGUACCCAGCGGAAUGGAACCAACCUGUUUCGCUUGUUUCAUGUCAAACUGUUCUUACUGCUAUCAAGCAAAAGCAGCCUUGGAAAGGCAACCUGGCUUGUACCAGCACUCCGUGGGAAGUCCAGGAACUCAUUGACCUCUACAAAAGCUUGGGACUGUCUCAAGGCUUAACUCUUGUGCUCGCUGGACCCACGUGCAGCUGGGUCGGUUCCACUCUUAGUAGAGCCAGGCUCCAAAGGCAGGGUCAGCAGGCCAAAGUUGAAGAUGUCCACUUGCUUUCCUUAGGCACGUCGGCGCCUUGGAAGUCACAUGCGAUCAAAAUUGAAACUGACAAAGUCAAAACUGUCGAGCGUACUCAGGUUCGAGUUGUGGUGCCCGAGCAGUAUCGCUCUCUUUUCAUUUCUGACCCCAAAACUGAAAAGAUUACGGUUAUUUUGGGAGAACUUGCCCAGUGGGGCGUGCGAGCUCACACCCUCACGGGUGGGCGCUGGCAAAGGGAACAGUGGGGACGCAGUAGUGCCCUCAUCGGAUGGCUCAGGCUGACCAAAGCUGAUUGCCAGGUCCUCGUUGGGAAAAGUGGCACCAGAGGCAUCUUUGUCAAUCAGCACCUUGACCCUGCUGCCGACAGACCGUCCUUUUUUUGGAUUUCCAAACAAGCCAGUGAGUCUUCUGAAGAAUAUUUCCAAAGAUGUACCAAGGAAGCUAAGGCACGUGGUCAGCCAAUUUUUUUGCGAAAAGGCCUGGGCAGUGACUUAGGUUUCAGCAGGAAACCUGAGGACCCCGAGGAUCGGCGGCCGAAAGCCGUCGAAGUAUCAGGGGUGCCAGCCCAGUGGCACUCCGACGAAUUGCAGGAAUUCCUGACAGGUCAAGACUGGCGUGAGGUCAGCAUCCUGAAUCGCCACCGACGCAACCGGAAAAUCAUUUGGCUCAUCAGAGCCGUUCCUCCUGUUGCCUUCCCUUAUAACCAAGGUGUUUGGACCUACGAAGACGGGUCCGAUUUGCGCAUCAUUAUUAACGAUGCUGUGCACCGGCCUUAUAUCCCCCAAAAGGUCACAAAUUUGAAGGGGCCACGCAGACAAUGGGCCCCGGGCUCACAAGAGUUUGAUAACCAGGAAACCUCCAGGCGGGGCAGAAGCCCUACCAAAAGGCCUCCCAGAGGCUCCGCAAACAGAGAAAGAUCACGGUCUGCUAAGGCCUCUGAUGACACCAAAGAUUCAAAUGCUCCUGGCGAUGCUUCAGGAGUCACAAGAGCAGACAAGCCUGUUGCGCAGGCUCAGAUGGAAGUUGAUUCUUCUACCAAGGAUUCUACUCAGGCACCAACCAGUUCAAAGCUCGGCAUUGGCGAUUUGCAGGACGCUCUCUGCAAUCAUCAAUGGUCACUUGUGGAUCAAGGUGGCGUUGGCGAUUGCGGGUGGAGAGCUUUGUGUGACAGUUAUUUUUUCUUUACGCAAGGGAAACAGCUGUCCAAUGAAGAAUGCAUCCAUGAGGCCAGUCUUUUGAGGGUCAAAACUGUUCAGCAUGUUCGCAAGUUCCAUGACAGAUACGAAUCUUUUGUUAAGGGGGGAAAAGCGGCCUUCCCUGAUUUUUGUGAAAAAGCACUGGACAAGCAUACGUGGAUUUGCGGCCUACUUCUGCAGGCUGCGGCUGAAGUUUACGGCUGCUGUAUUGUUGUCUGGGAUCAAACGGAUGAAUCUCUGCGCAGAUUUACUUUUGCCCCUGAAUGGAGCAGGACCGGAAUGCCCCGGGUGGUUGUUGACAGCCCAACUCUCGUUGUGCAACGAAAGGGGAAACACUACUGUUCCGUGCGUCCCCCUGACACUGGUGACAGCAGUGACAAACGAACUAAGGUGCCCAGUCACUGGAUGCGGGAGACCGCGCGACCUGAACCUGACGGGUUGGGAGGGGCUGCUCCCCCGGGUGUCUUCAACCCCACUCCCCUCUCUCCUUCUUCUCGGUCCCUGCGCGCUGCUGCCGGCUCCUCCUGCGGGUCCUCCUCGCGAUCCACCGUUGCCGCGUGCCCUGUUGGUCCUGCGUCCUCUCGCGUCGCUGCUCGCAGUGCUCCCCGGACCCCUGCCGCGGUCUCUCGCCGUCUGUCCCCCAGCGUGCGAUCCGACCCUGCGUCUCUGCACACGUUGCUUUCCCUGCGCACUGCCUCCGCGUCGUCCUGCUCUGGCGUCUCCCCGGCUCCCUCCCUCCACACUCGUGUUGGGUCCGUGUGCUCUGGUGUGCCCUCCAGCCGUGCCGCGCCUUCUUUGCCCGCCCCCUCGCUCCACACUGCGGUCGGGUCUGUUCCUUCUUUGCCCGCCCCCUCGCUCCACACUGCGGUCGGGUCUGUUCUCAGUCCCCCUGCUGCUGCGAGUCUUGGCGUCUCUGCUGCGGUCGUCUCCGGGUCUAGUGCUGCUCAGGCCGUUGCCCCUAGACCUGAAACUGGCCCCCGAAAGCGUCUUUGGGGAAAACAGAAGGUUCACUGGUUUGAUGAUGAACAAGAUCUCAGUGGUGUUUCGAUUCAUGACCCUGCUGAUGUCACUUAUGAGGAUCCCACUGAUUUCAGGCCCACCAAAAAAGAUUCGAGCCCGUCCCGCCAGCAACGCUGGUCGACGAUCCAGUGGGUUUGUCCUAUUUGCAAACAAGAAAUGGAACUGUCAGGUCAUGACAAAGCUUACAAGAAAAGGGCUUUGCAUCUCCGAAACGCUCAUAACACCAAACUUUCGAUGGCUGGUCCCUCCAUCAGCGAAAAAAUUUCCCUGGGCCACAAAACUGGGGGAAAACAUGCCGCAGCCAAAAAUGGUGCCAUGGCUUCUCAACGAGCCUUUGUUCGGGCCAAAGCUUUGGCCCAAGACCAUGACCAUGACAUGCGUCACUGCACCUCGCAUGGUUUGUUUGAUGCUUUCAAGAAAACUUGGUUUUGCACCAAAUGCCUUAACCACCAGACUAGUCGACUCAUGGCCUCCAUUCCUUGCAGUCCUGCCACUACUUGGACUGCCAGGAAAGCCCGGUGGUGGCAGGCUCUGCCCGACGGCACCAGGAACAGAAUUCGACUUGUGGCCGGCUGGACUAAGGAACAUUUUGACCGCAUUGAGCAGAUGUGUGCUCAAAUUGUGGCUGAAGCCAAGCCCCAGAAUUUUUUCUCUAACAGAAUUGCGCCUGACAGCAAGCGUAAACUCAGUGAACGCAUCAAAAAGAACAAUGCGACUUGGCGCAAGGAAAAUGGGCUCCCUGACGACUCUUCCGGCACGGGAGGUCUGUGUAAUGGUAAGGUUGCACCUAUGCGCCUUGCUAAGCGCACUGGGGUCAAACGCAGACGAUACAAACAAGCCACUGAAUGGCUCAGGGAUUUAACCAAGGACGGAGACGUUGAGAGCAACCCGGGACCUACCCGCCGUCGGCGAGUGCAGACUUCUUUUCCUCAUUUAAAAGUUUGGCCGUGCAAUGUUGAUAUCCUUCUCAUUCAGGAAAUGCGGCUCAAGGAAGUCGACCUCAAAGGCAUGACCCAUUCGUUGACCGGCUGGUCGCUGUUUUAUUGCACUGAGGCUCAGGAACGCACUGUCCCCCAUGGCGGGGUGGCCGUGCUUACCAAGGUCACACUGCCCGCUGUGCGGGCUGCUGCUCACAGUGAUGUGGCCGGCCAGUGGAUCCGGGUCACUCUUCCUGGGCUUCAGAUUUACAGUGUUUAUCAGCGGCCGGGCAUUAGUUCGGACGAAAGGGAUUCUUUUCAUCAAAGCAUUUCUCAAGAUUUCAUGGGAUUAGGCCCUUCUCCCUGUCUUGUGGCUGGCGAUUGGAACCAUGACCCUGUUACUUCUCCUCUUCGCCUCUUCCUUCACGAUGCCUGUGUGUGUUUUCCCUCAUUUGCUCCUGAUCCUGAAGAUCCUGACGCAGUCAUGCCUGCGCCCACUCGGUGGGAUGGUCAGGCUUGCAUUGACUGGGGGAUCUGCAGAAAGGUCACUUGCGAUGUUGAAAUGUUGCUGGAUCGAUGGGCCGACCAUCGAGUUCUGGCCUGGACCCUUUAUGAUGUCGGAAUCUCAGCUGUUAAGCAACUCAGGUUGACUCCUCGUCCGAACCUUUGCAAACCUGAUGUCCUGUCUGAAGCGACGUGGCAAGCUCAGCUCACUGAAAGUUUCUUGGCUCGACAGUAUCAACUUUCUGAAGCUCCGAGCUGGGAGCAGCUUUGCUGCUUCACUGAAACUGUGGUUCAAGAGGCGCUUCUCGCUCAAGGGGUUGCGCGACGUCAGCCUACAAACUCCCACAAAGGACACCCUGCCAAAACCGAGCAAGUUGUCAAACAUCACAGAACCCUUACUACUGGUGAGAGCACCAUCAAACUGACCAGACUCCGGCGGUUUUGGCGUCGGGCUCAAGCUUGGCACACCCAAGGUUUCCGUGACAAUCGCCUUCGCGAUGCCUUGCUUCGCGAAGCCGCCCAUUUUCGUUGUCCAUUUCAUCCUCUUAGCAUCGCUUGCUCUUCGGAUUUUCUGCAAUGGCUGGCUGAUGAGAUCGAAGCUGACACCCAGAACUGCGUGAAACAGCGCCUGCAAGCCUGGCGCCGUAAGAUGCAGCAAGAUGCGGCCCCUUGGAAAUGGCUCUCGCGAUACAAGAUUUCCAACAAAGUGUCUUUCCUGGCCGACUCUGCUGGCUGUCCCCUUGCCGGACAAACCAUGUUCGACGAAAUCGAAAAUACCUGGCGGCAAUACUGGCCUCAAAACCCUAGGCAGGAGGAGCUGGACAACAUGGCCCGGCUGCACGACACCGCACCUUGGCCUAACGGCCCUGCUGCUCCCGAUUUGCCUCCCCUGCGAGGAAUCCAAUUCCGGGCCAAAGCUCGGGACGCCGUCAAAAAGGCUUCUGGCCCUGAUGGAUGGCGUGGCGAUGAAAUCAUGCACCUCCCCGAGGGCCUCCUUCAGCUUUUCGCCAACUUCUUCAACCAACUUGAAAGCGGUUCCCAGUCCUGGCCUACGGCUUUACUGCAAUGGCGGCAGGUUUGCAUUCCAAAGCCUUCUGGUACCGGGUUGCGACCCCUGAGCAUUGGUUCUGUGUGGUAUCGUAUGUGGAGCAGCAUUCGUAUCAAGCAGAUGUCCCAGUGGAUUGUCGAUCGUGUUGGUCCUCAUUUCCAUGGUGGUGUCAAACAGCGCGGCACCGUCAGUGCCCUCCUCAAACCUCUUUGUCUCUUGCAGAAGACCCAGAAUGAUGAUUCUCAGCCAGGCCGGCACCGCCGCCUUGCUGCCCGCCGGCGCCUGCUGCGAUGGAUUGGUGCUGCUGAUUUGUCCAAGGCCUUUGACCGGCUUCAUGGGGCUCUCGCUGGUCCUGCGCUGAAGCGCAUGGGGCUCCCCGCUGCUUUGGUGGAUGCUUGGACCGCUGCUUGGAUUCAUCAGAUGCGAUUCCUUCAAUUCGGUUCCCAGACCAGCAAAGGUGCUGUCAGAAACAUCAGCUGCCUCCCUCAAGGGGAUCCUUGUUCCCCUCUUGCCCUCUUGGGGGUCCUGGCUGAAGCUCUGUGGCGGCUGCAGAAGAAGCAUCCGGAGCGUACUCAUGGGCCUACUGUGUGGCGCAUCUACAUUGAUGACCGCUCUUGGUUUUGCGCUCGCAUGAAAACCUGCCUUAGCAUUGGCAAGGGUUGGAUUGAGGAGAUGAAGCUCCUCCACAUGGAUGAAAAUGCCUCCAAGGCUGACUAUGCUGUCGUGGGCCCUGCUGCCCUGGGCAAGAAGAUGUGCGAAGAGCUGCGGCGGCAGGGCAUGCCGGGCGAAGUUCGCACCCGUCCCAAACUGCUCGGCACCAGGAUCGAAACCAAGAGAACUUUCUCCAAAGCUCAAGAAGAAGAAGUGGUGCGAUUGCAGCGCGCGACCGCCAUCGCCAAUAACAUUGCUUCCAUUCCCGGCAGUGUUCACUUGAAGACUACUUGGCUGCAGGGUGCUGCUGUUUCUCUGGCUAGCGUGGCCGUGGUUUCUCGCCUCCCUGCUCUUCGUGACCUGACCUCUGCUCAUCGGGCUAUCUCUCGCGCUUUGGCUUCUUCUGGCCACAGCAUGAUGGGUCCUUUGUUCACCCUUUUCCAUGGUCACAAAGUCAACUUGCGCUACCAAGUUGGCAACUACAUGGCUGAGGUGGUCCUGAAGUCUCACACGGAUCCUGAUGUUCGCAAAGCCUGGAACGCUGCCCGUACUCGCAGCAACGGUCCUCAGCAACGGUCCUGUGCUCAAUGGGGGCUCUGCCGCCCUUCUGCUGCUCGCAGCUUCCCGGCCACUUGUGUUGGCCGCACGCUGCUCUUUGAUGACAACCACGAGGAGCUUCGACAUGUUCUCAGAGAUGCUUGGCGUGCUACACUCUGGGAACGAUGGAAGAAGUCUGCUCCCUACAAAUCCAGAUCUUAUCACUCUAUGCUUUGGCGUGAUGUUGCCGAUCGUUUCAAUUUGGCGCGAACCAUGCUUGCUCAUUUGCCUGCUCAUCUUCUUGCUCAUGCUUGGGCGGUCGUCUGCGGACAUGUGGUGAGUCAAGCUCAAUACCACGGCGACCCCACUCGUGAUCGAUCUGACCGUGACCGUAUUUGCUGGUUCUGUCAAAAAGAAACCAUUCCGACAUUUCUCCAUGCCAUGUGGGAGUGUGAUGCACCGCAGUUUGCGGAAAGACCUGUGUUGCCGACUUGCAGUUUGCAACUCCACUUAGGUUGGCCUGAUCCAACUAAGGACAAUGCACAUAACACUAAGGUGCUUGUGCAUAUGGCUGAGGUCCGCCGUGACCUCACUUCGAUGCGCCGGCGCUGAGUUCUGCCCCGGCGAGCUGUGAGCACUAUGACCUGCUGCAGCUCUUCAACGAGACAACAACA
Molecule: messenger RNA, 6827 nt
Organism: Cladocopium goreaui
Lineage: Eukaryota; Dinophyceae; Suessiales; Symbiodiniaceae
Source: the annotation of a GenBank genome assembly